This is a messenger RNA of Phragmites australis (common reed), 2761 nucleotides long. RefSeq names its product subtilisin-like protease SBT1.4. Gene Ontology annotation, molecular function: serine-type endopeptidase activity. The transcript has a single exon. The record is from RefSeq and is a predicted model, not a curated record. Gene Ontology annotation, biological process: proteolysis. The coding region runs from base 155 to 2542 and encodes 795 amino acids. NCBI's taxonomy places the organism in Eukaryota, Viridiplantae, Streptophyta, Magnoliopsida, Poales, Poaceae.
GUAUAAAAGCAAGCAGGCGACCAAUAGAGAUUCGCUGAAGAAGUUCAGAGCUUGGGAAAACCAGUCUCCCAAAGUCCCAACAGAUCCAGGAACCAAAAGCACAGCGCGGCGAAUCCAAGAUCCACACCUCGCCCGGGCCCCCGUCGUGGCUAUAAUGAUCUCCAACCCCAUCAGCAGCCUUGACCAAUCUGCUUCCGGUGCCAUGGCGAGGAUUAGGGGCCCGCGUCUUGCCGUCCUCAUCGCCCUCGUCCUUGCCGCGGCCGCGGCCGCGGCGGACGAGGCGCGCGCGCAGUCCACGUAUAUCAUCCACCUCGCGCCCGGGCACACGGCGCUGUCUGCGGCGCAGGCCGACGGCAGCGCGGCGGCCCUCGGCCGCCUCCUCCCGCGCCGUCUGCGCGCGCCCCGGCCGCGCGUGCUCUACUCCUACGCGCACGCGGCCACGGGCCUCGCCGCGCGCCUCACGCCCGAGCAGGCGGCACACGUCGCGGCAGGGGACGGCGUCCUGGCCGUCCACCCGGACCAGGCGCGGCACCUGCAUACCACACACACACCGGCGUUCCUCCACCUGACUGAGGCCUCAGGGCUCCUGCCCGCCGCGACGGGGGGCGCGUCGUCAGCCGUCGUGGGCGUGCUCGACACCGGGCUCUACCCCAUCGACCGCGGUUCGUUCGCGCCUGCUGCUGGGCUCGGCCCGGCGCCCGCGUCCUUCUCCGGCGGAUGCGUCUCCACGGGUUCCUUCAACGCCUCCGCCUACUGCAACAACAAGCUCAUCGGCGCCAAGUUCUUUUACAAGGGAUACGAGACUGCUCUCGGUCAUCCCAUCGAUGACACGAAGGAGUCCAAGUCCCCGUUGGACACCGAGGGCCACGGGACCCACACCGCCUCUACGGCGGCGGGGUCGCCGGUGACCGGAGCAGGAUUCUUCGACUACGCGAAUGGCCAGGCGGUGGGCAUGGCUCCCGGCGCGCGCAUCGCGGCGUACAAGAUCUGCUGGAAGUCCGGCUGCUACGACUCCGACAUCCUCGCAGCCAUGGACGAGGCCGUCGCCGACGGCGUAGACGUCAUCUCCCUCUCUGUCGGCGCCAGUGGGUAUGCCCCCAGCUUCUUCCGCGACUCCAUCGCCAUCGGCGCCUUCCACGCCGUGAGCAAGGGCAUCAUCGUCUCCUGCUCCGCCGGCAACUCCGGCCCCGGCGAGUACACCGCCGUCAACAUCGCGCCGUGGAUACUGACCGUCGGCGCAUCUACCAUCGACCGCGAGUUCCCCGCUGAUGUGGUUCUCGGCGAUGGCCUCGUCUUCGGCGGCGUGUCACUGUACACCGGUGACCCCCUCGACUCAACGCAGUUGCCGCUGGUGUUCGCGGGGGACUAUGGCUCCCGGCUUUGCAUACAGGGCGAGCUCGACUCGGAGAAGGUGGCCGGCAAGAUCGUGGUCUGUGAGCGUGGGAGCAACGCCCGUGUCGCGAAAGGCGCGGCAGUGAAGCAGGCCGGUGGAGCCGGCAUGAUCCUCGUCAACACCGAGGAGAGCGGCGAGGAACUCAUCGCCGAUUCCCACCUCGUGCCGGCGACGAUGGUCGGGCAGACGUUCGGCGACAAGAUCAAGUACUACGUCCAGACCGAUCCGUCGCCGACCGCGACUAUCCUGUUCCGCGGUACGGUCAUCGGGAAGUCGCCGUCCGCGCCGCGGGUCGCGUCGUUCUCGAGCCGAGGCCCCAACUACCGCGCGCCGGAGAUCCUCAAGCCCGACAUCAUCGCCCCCGGAGUCAACGUACUCGCGGCCUGGACCGGCGCUGCUUCCCCCACCGACCUCGACAUCGACCCGAGGCGCGUCGAGUUCAACAUCAUCUCCGGGACGUCCAUGUCGUGCCCGCACGUGAGCGGCCUCGCCGCGCUGCUCCGCCAGGCGCAUCCGGACUGGAGCCCGGCGGCGAUCAAAUCGGCGCUCAUGACGACGGCAUACAACCUGGACAACUCCGGGGAAACCAUCAAGGACCUCGCCACCGGCGUGGAGUCGACGCCGUUCGUCCGUGGCGCCGGUCACGUGGACCCCAACAGCGCCCUCGACCCUGGCCUGGUGUACGACGCCGGCAUCGACGACUACAUCGCCUUCCUCUGCACACUAGGCUACCCUCCGUCCCUGAUCUCCGUCUUCACAAGGGAUAGCUCGGUCGCCGACUGCUCGAGGAAAUUCGCGCGCUCCGGCGACCUCAACUACCCUGCCUUCGCGGCUGUCUUCUCCUCCUACAAAGAUUCAGUCACCUACCACAGGGUGGUGCGCAACGUGGGCAGCAACGCCAGCGCGGUCUACGAAUCCAAGAUCGUCAGCCCAUCCGGCGUGGAUGUCACGGUGAGCCCGAGCAAUCUCGUGUUCGACGACAAGUACCAGAGCCUGGCCUACGAGAUCACGAUCGCGGUGUCAGGCAACCCGGUGAUCGUCGACGGGAAGUACUCGUUCGGGUCGAUCACGUGGAGUGACGGCGUUCACGAGGUCACGAGCCCCAUCGCCGUGACAUGGCCGUCGAACGGCGGAGUAGCAGCCAUGUAGAGAGAUGCUAUUAAGCAUAGAUGCCAUUGCCGUUUGUAUAGGGCCUUCGAGCUAGAGAUCUCCACGCAUCCUACCUUGAUCCGUCCACCAUUGAGCGUGGAGGCUGGAGCUGGCAUGGCUUAUCUGAAUUCUGAUCAAGAUGAGGUUUCGGUGCCUGAUUGUGCCAUUUGCUCUGCGCCUGCGCAAUUUACUCGAUCGAACCACCGAAUAAUUUAUCAA